Molecule: messenger RNA, 4899 nt
Organism: Linnemannia hyalina
Lineage: Eukaryota; Fungi; Mortierellomycota; Mortierellomycetes; Mortierellales; Mortierellaceae
Source: the annotation of a GenBank genome assembly
AUGGGCUCCAUCAACGACACCAAGCAGGAUAUCGAUGUUGUUGGCACCACCGCCACCACCAACACCACCACCACCGACAACAAUGCCCAUGCCAAUGAGGCUACAUCAACAGCAACAGGAGAGGCAGGAACAGGGGCGGGAAGAGGUGGAGGAAAGGCUCAAGCCUUCCACCCUUUAGAAACCGACCCCUCCGUCACCGUUCUCUCCCUCACCGUCCCUCCCGCCCCCAUCAUCCCUGAGAAGGAUGAAUCCCUCGAAACCGCUACCCCCGCAGUCCAGCAAAAGGAAGCAUUCUUCCACAUCUGCCUGGACACUUCUGGGUCUAUGGCCGGGUCGGGGAUGCAGUGCGCAAAAGUAGCGAUGAAGGAACUGUACUCUCAUCUUGUACAGAAUUGUCGAGUUCCUGCAGAGAGGAUCUCGGUGUAUUUGUAUUCGAUGAGUUGUUCUGUUCGUCAGAUGGGGGUGGUCGAGGAUGAUUUGCGGUGGAUGGAUUCUAUCAAUGCUGGUGGAGGCACAAGCUUCGGAAGUGUCUUCGAACAGCUCAUCGCAACCAUCAAAGGCCAGAUCGAAUCCGUCACCUCCAACACAACCGCCACUACUCCACUGGACGUCUCCUCAACCCUCUUCUUCUUCACCGACGGCGCAGACGGCGACCAUGGACGCACCCACCGCCAAAAAGAGAUCAUCGAACCAUUGCUCAAGAACACUGCUCGGUUAGAGACCACUGUUCAUUCUUUCGGAUUCACGAGCGGACACGAUGCGAAGCUGUUGUCAUGGUUGACGAGCACGGGAACGGAUUUGGGCUGCUUUCAGUAUAUCAAGGAGUCGAAGGAUAUCCAAGGUGCUAUGGAGCGGACGGCGGGGUUGUUGGAUUCUUCGGCUAUGAAGGUUCAGCGCAAGAUUGAUCUUUAUUUGCCUGCUGGAGGAGAGAACCAUGAGAGCGAUUGGAUGACGGUCAAGUUGGGAUCGGAUGAUCUGACGGGCUCGACGGUUGCCAGGAACAGGAACUUUACUGGAGCGACGUUGCUUUGGAGGGAGCAUGUUCCCGACCCCGAGGACGGAACUUCUGUCACCAACACUUCCUCGACGGUGCCGGUUGCAGGAAUUGAUGGAGUCCAGGAGAUGAAGGUCGACUGGCUGGCAGAGGACGACGUUGCCAGGAUCCUGGGGAUGACGACAUUCAUCCAGCAUGAGCUAUUACGAAUGGUCGAACAGAUCAACGCCAUCGGCUCCUCCCGCGAAUCCGCAGACGAGAAGCGUUCCAAACUUGGCCAGAUCGAUGUCCAAACCGAGGCCUACGCGAAAGUCCUGGGUACCCUCGGCUUCGCAUCAGCGCGAAUCAAGGUCAAGACCACUCGGGAGCCCUGCAUGAUCGCCUGUUCCCAGACCCGGUCCAUCCUCCAGUCUUUCCUCACCCUCAAAGCCGACGCUCACAAGCAAGGCGGGUCAAUUUCCAACACCUCCCUGGCAACGUUCAACUCUUUGGCGUACGGACAGAUCACAGAGGCAAAAUUGAAGGCGAAAUUGAAUUCGAGGGCGGGGAAGAACACGGCGUUGUUUGCAGAUUUGGAUCAGAUGGUGGAGGAGAUUGUGAAGGGGUUGGAUUUGGAUCGGUUGGAGGCUGAGGAGGAGGAGACUGGGAGGUUGAGGGAGUUGUCGUGUGCGUUUUCGACGAACAGCUAUGUUGAUGCUUUGAGGGAUGGGGAUUGUCUUUGCAUGACUCUUGAUGUGUCGCGAGGAGCGGGAGCGAUUGCGGACCCUAGUCAGUUGGUGAUCAAAUCCAUCUUUCCAACAUACCUGACGUCAUCCAUGUUCACCAUGGCAUUGGGUCACUCGCUGGCCCAGAACAAUCCCGAGAAUGUCCAUGGUGGGUUUGACCGUGACAGCGAUGCCAGAAUUGCGCCUGGUCUUGCGCACGAGAGUAUCACUGCGGUCAUGCCCCUCUAUAUCAAUGAGCACCAUUGGAAGGUUGCCCGCUUGCGCAUGAAGCCGAUCCUGGGAUAUGUGGUGACGCUGGACGCGACGGGAUACACAUACAGCCAGUCCACCACAGUUCCCUUCCUCGUCCUCGUAAAGGCCCUGGAAUCCCACCCCAUGACCGAGCACAAACAACGUCAGAUCCGACUCAUCCUCGAAACCUGCGACCAAAUCUACAUCCACUCCAACUCUCUCCGUCAAUCCACACGAACCAUGGUCCAAGAGUUCUGUGCAUCCCACACUCAGCGGACGGUUGAUGUGGUCACGAACAACUAUGUCUUUUUGGGACAGGUCAUUUGUGCAGUGAGGGCUGGAGAUAUUUCGGUGGAGGAGAUGAAGGGGUUGGGAGAGAGAUUUGAGACGGCGAUGGUGGAGGAGCAGGUGAGGAGGGACAUGUCGUGGAGGAUGAGUGAGGAUUUGAUGGGUGGGGUUUUGGAGUGGUUUGAUGUUAAUCGGCAGAGGGAUAUUGUGGGACCUGGAAAGAGGUACAGGGAGCAGCAUGGUGCGUAUGUUAGGGGAUUGGAGAAAAACUCUGGGGCUGAGGAGGUUGAGGGGAGGUACCGGGAGCUGUUGAGGCAGGCGAGAGUUGUGCAGAAGGUUCCUGUCAAGGAAAAGGUCGAGCCUGCCGCUGUUGCUGGAGGAGUGUCUCCUACGACUGUCACGUCUUCAUUGUCGAUUACUGAGGAGGAGGGCCAGGCAGGAAUGCAGAAGAUGGAGGCGCCCGAGUUCAAGGUGCCAACGAUUGAUCCUGUGGCCUGGGAGUUGACCGAAGCCUCUCUGGAUCGUUUGUCCUUGAUCCAGAACGCGGUCUCGGGAGGCGUCGACAAGAUUCGUCGUCUCCUGGCCGUCAUCCAAUCCCCCCUCGAUGCAGAUCUCCCUGAGGUCUUGACCAAGCGGUUGGGCGCUGCUCCGCAUGGUGCGCUAGCGGACGAAUUCUUUGCCCGCUACUCGCGCAAGAUCGUCCUCGCGACCCUAUUGCAAGCUUACGCGCACACCCGAAACUCUGACCGCCGAUCCGUCGAGAACCUCAUGACACCCUUCGAACGCCCCCUCCCCCUCGGGCCCGACGGCAAACCCCUCCCCGACGAUGACAAGGCGACCGACGAAGCGAUCCAGUUCUUGCACUCUCUGUACCAGGCAAAGGUGACGAUGCUCGUCCAAGAGAUCGUCGCCAAAGUCGAGGGGGAUUACCUGGAGUCAAAGAAGAGUUUUGCGGCUUCGACGUUUGUGAGUACUCUAGACCUGGAAGUUGCGGCGGGGGUGUUGAUUGAAGCGAGGACUAGAGGUGGUGCGGGAGGCAAGUUGAUGACGGCUUGUGCGAGGAUGAGGAUGGUGGGAGGUGUGAGGGAGAAGAUGUUGAUGAUGCUGAGAGGUGUUUAUGAGGGCGUUACGUUGUUCUCCGACCACCAUUCUGGCGAAGACGAGGCCGAAGUGGAAGAGGACAAGAACGUCUGGCACCCCUGCAAAAAAACACUCUACAUGCUAUUCACGAACCACCACGACGAGCUCACGUUAUCCGAGUGGCGGAAUGUCCACCCCAACCAGUACGAGGAUUACAUCUCGUGUCGUCAGACAGGAAUCAAAGUCUCGCAGAAGCUCUCGGACGCAUGGAAGCAAGCAACAGCACCCGGCAGCAACGUGCGUGCAGUCAAGGUGUCGAUCAUUAAUGAGUCUCUGGAGGAUGAUGGUCUCUUUGAUAUCCAGGGAGCCUUUGAGAAAGAUUUCGCGAUCGUGCACGAGAACUUGGCAGAGAAGCAGCCAGCAUACUUUUUGGUCCGUUUGGGCGACAGCAAGACCUCGUCCGAGUGGAUCUUUUUGUGCUAUGUCCCCGAUGUGGCCCCUAUCCGUCAAAAGAUGAUCUAUGCUGCUACACGCGCCAGCUUGACUAGGGACCUUGGCGAUUCGCACUUCUCUGAUUCCAUCUAUGGCACCAACAAGGGAGAAUUUACGUUGGACGGCUACAAGAAGCAUAGGGCCAGUUUGGCAGCCCCCAAGCCCCUGUCGGAGCGUGAACGUCAAUUGGCCGAGAUUCGGGCGAAUGAGAAGACGCUUGUCGAGAGCAUGAAGGGUGGCACCUAUAGAAAGGCGCAUGCUCCAGGAAUGAGCUUCCCUCUUACGGACAAGGCUGUUGCUGCCCUCAAGAAGCUUGUUGUCGCUGCGCCAGCUCCCGUCGCUCCUAAGAAGAAGGUCGCGGUUGCGUCGGCGGUGCCAAAGAAGUUCAGCAGCCCUGCUUCGACGCCCUUGCCAGCCUCGCCUGUUGCCUCGCAGGAGAGCAGUACUAUUAAGGCUUUGGAGGAAAUCACCGUUAAGGAUGAUGAGUGGGAUGAUGAUGAGGCUAAGGAAGAGAAGAAGGAGGAGGAAGUCGUUGAGGCACAGGAGGCCGCUGCUGAGACUGAGGAGAAGAAGGAGGCUGACGUUGAGGUUGCUGUUGAGGAGGAGGAAGAGGAGGAGCCCGAGGUUGUUGCCAAGCAGGAGCGCACCAUCAACUUUGUCAAACUCGCGAUCGACGCGGAGAAUGAGAAGAUUGAUUUGGUGAGCGAGGCCAAGUUGGGGGCGAACGAGGUGCACAAGAACAUUGACGAGGAGGCACCCCGCUUCACCUUCUUUGCCUAUGAACACACCCACAACGGCACCGCCCACGACUCUCUUGUGUUUAUGUACACAUGCCCAAGCAAGUCCAAGAUCCGUGAACGCAUGCUGUACUCGUCGUGCAGGGCGGGAGUGUUGCAGGGCGCCAAGGAAGAUGCGGGACUGAAUGUUGACAAGAAGCUCGAGACGACAGAUGUCUCUGAUCUGACGGAGGCGUUUAUCCUGGACGAGUUGCAUCCCAAGACUCAGAGUGCGUUUGGUACUACUACGGGAGUUAAUAGCCCAAGAGGGUUCAGCAAACCUGCUCGUCCUGGUGCUCGUCGCGUCAUGUAA